UUAGUCUUUUAAUUUUGUGGAAAUGUUAGUAGCCAAGGAUGAUAUAAGUAUUAAAAAGGAACAGAAAGUUUGGUUGUUUUGCUGAAAAAAGACAUCCCUGCAACAUUUGAAUGGCGUUGACAGGAGCACAUAGUUUGAUCACGCUGCUGCUUCUACUGCUUAUCCAUCACGGCAGCAGUCAUGACGAAUACUGCAGAGAAUUGUCUUGUGGACCUGACGAACCGAUUGUUCAGUUUCCCUUCCAACUCGUUAAGGAAUCGUCACAAGAUCAAUGUGUUUAUCCUGAGUUUUGCCUAUAUUGUACUCCAAACAAGAACACCAUGAUGGUGCUCUCUACUACUUCAGGUCCAAUCAAAUUCCUUGUCUAUAAAAUAGACUACGAAUCAAACCGAAUUUCAAUUUCGGACCCAGAUGAUUGCAUUUCCGAAAAGUUUCUCAAACUUAUCAAUUCAUCAUUUCUACCUUACCGAUUUUAUUCAGAAUCAGAAACAACAAAAUUAUCUAUCUUCAAUUGCUCUUCGGUUAAGUAUAGACACCUGAGAAAUGAAGAUCAAUCAUCCUCAAUGUCACAAGACAUGAUCACCUGUCCAAUUUACCUUUCUAGGUCCUACGACAGUGUCCUUGCAUUGGACCUUGUAUCGUGUACCAAGAUGUUCGAUGUUUCAAUCAUAUCCGUGCAAGAAUGCGGAUCACCUUGGUCACUCAGUUUGAGUUGGUCCAAACAAAAUUGUACAGAGUGUGAAGCAAAAGGCAUGAAAUGCAAAUGGAAGAACAACUACACCAAAGGUGAAACUCAAUGUUUUGAUUGUAACAACAAACGGAAAACAAUCCAAAUUCCAAAAUCUCUUAUAUACAUCUCUGCAGGUUCGAUUCUUAUGGGUCUGGUUCUCAUCGCAUUAUUUAAGAUACAUCUGUAUUUUAGAAAGAAAGAAGAGGAUCAAGUUAGAGUUGAUAAGUUCUUAGAGGAUUAUAGAGCACAAAAGCCUACUAGAUUUUCCUAUGCUGAUAUAAAAAGAAUUACAAAUGGAUUUAAGGAAAAACUUGGAGAAGGAGCUCAUGGAACUGUGUUUAAAGGAAAGCUCUCGAGUGAGAUACUUGUGGCUGUGAAAAUGCUCAACAAUAAAGAGGGAGAAGGUAAAGAGUUCAUCAAUGAAGUGGGAAUUAUGGGCAAAAUUCACCACAUCAAUGUUGUUCGCUUGCUUGGUUUCUGUGCUGAUGGAAUCCACCGUGCUCUUGUCUACAAUUUGUUUCCAAAUGGUUCGCUACAGAGUUUCAUAUUUCCACCCGAUAACAAAGACAAUUUCAUUGGGUGGGCGAAGCUACAACAAAUUGCCAUUGGUAUAGCUAAAGGAAUCGAGUAUCUUCAUCAGGGUUGUAACCGGCCAAUCAUUCACUUCGACAUCAACCCUCACAAUGUUUUGCUAGACGACUCCUUCACUCCAAAAAUCUCAGAUUUCGGUCUCGCCAAAUUAUGUUCAAAGAAUCUUAGUGUUGUUUCCAUGACGGCUGCUAAGGGAACCUUGGGAUACAUGGCGCCUGAAGUUCUAUCAAGAAAUUUUGGAAAUGUGUCUCUUAAGUCGGAUAUUUACAGUUACGGAAUGUUGUUGCUUGAAAUGGUUGGGGGGAGAAAGAAUGUAGACAUGUCGUCAUCGGUAGAAACUUUUAAUGAUGUGUUAUAUCCAGAAUGGAUCCAUAACUUAUUGGAAGGAGAUGUACAUAUUCACAUUGAGGAUGAAAAUGAUGUUAAAAUUGCAAAGAAACUUGCAAUUGUUGGACUUUGGUGCAUUCAAUGGCAACCAAUAAACCGUCCAUCGAUAAAAAAUGUUGUGCAAAUGUUAGACACCGGAGAGGACAUCCAGUUAAUUGUGCCUCCUAAUCCUUUUCACUCGACAUCGUCCAUGACUGCUAAUGAUGAACACACUUUGGCAAGGAGAAGUUUCCAAAUGGAAGUCAUUCAAGAAUAAAGGAAGAUAAUCAUUGAUUAAAUUCAUCAUAAUAGGAAUGAGUUGAGAAUUUUUAAUUACAAGUCAUUUUAAUUGUUUGCAUGAGUAUAACUCAGUU
This is a messenger RNA of Trifolium pratense (red clover), 2061 nucleotides long. Its product is annotated as rust resistance kinase Lr10-like. The record is from RefSeq and is a predicted model, not a curated record. Gene Ontology annotation, molecular function: polysaccharide binding; protein kinase activity; ATP binding. Gene Ontology annotation, biological process: protein phosphorylation. Lineage: Eukaryota; Viridiplantae; Streptophyta; Magnoliopsida; Fabales; Fabaceae. The transcript is spliced from 3 exons. Bases 111 to 1964 code for a protein of 617 amino acids.